UACAAACAAACAUCGUUGGCGGCUCCAUUCGUCGGUUAUGGAGAGGCUAAUGAAAUACACUACCGCUUUGGCUUAUCUGGGACCAUAAACCUCAUACAGUGGCACCUCACAGAUCCUGAUCCUAACGUCCUUGUAGCCUCGUCGACAGGACCAGGGCAGACUACGUACACUGAUUCUUUGACCAGUGACCGCGCAACUAUGGCCACAUCUUCCGUACACCUGACCAUACAGAGUCUGAUGACAUCUGAUGUCGGAGAGAAUAUCCGAUGUGUUUGAUGAAAGUUAUUUCUCAUUUUUACAGAAGCGGAAUAUACUUUAGCAAUGCUUGUAAUACGUUUGCGACAAGCAAUAUGGCUUUGAAAGAAGUACUACUUCUAGUCGUUGUAGGAAUCGCAUAUAUUCCCUUACACAUUGUGACAGGUGCUAAUAUAGAUGUUGGGCCUUCCACAGCUGUCAUUGCUUCAGUAGGAACAUCAGUUUCCAUGUGGUGUAAAGUGAAUACAGUGACUACUGGAUGGUACACGCAGUGGGUGAGGGGGGCGAAUAAUAAUCCUUCCCUACUCACAGAAGGUUGUAUAUCUGUUGAUGCAGCUAAGUACAGUGUUAACCCAUGUGAUCAGACCAACCACAACUUUACACUCGUUAUAUCCAAUGUGCAGUUCUCGGAUGGUGGGGGAUAUGCAUGUGGCCACAGUGGCAUGAGCAGUGACUGGGUCAUUGUGUCAGUGAUUGCUGCUCCACGAGGAACUCGUCUCCUCAAUGCCACAGCAGACCUCGAGGUGAGAGCCCAGCAGGACACCACGUUUAUGUGUGAGACCAAGGCGUAUCCAGCAGCAACUGUUACCUGGGAGAUAGAUGGCACAGCAGUGACAUCUGGUGUUACACACAUUAAUUCAGCAAGGGACGUCACCACGCAGCUUAUUACAACUACAAGUACCCUGAAGUACAUGUUUCAAAAGACCCAGGGUUCAAAGACUGUCACCUGUAAGGCCAGUAAUAGUGCUUCUGGAUCGACUCCUGCAGUGGCCUCUGUGAAUGUGGAUAUAAUUUGUAAGUAA
Messenger RNA from Lingula anatina, 1058 nucleotides. RefSeq lists its product as uncharacterized. Lineage: Eukaryota; Metazoa; Brachiopoda; Lingulata; Lingulida; Lingulidae. The record is from RefSeq and is a predicted model, not a curated record. Gene Ontology annotation, cellular component: cell-cell junction; plasma membrane. Gene Ontology annotation, biological process: cell-cell adhesion. Gene Ontology annotation, molecular function: cell adhesion molecule binding.